This is a messenger RNA of Sphaerulina musiva SO2202, 3125 nucleotides long. Its product is annotated as OPT superfamily oligopeptide transporter. The transcript has 13 exons. Gene Ontology annotation, biological process: transmembrane transport. The record is from RefSeq and is a predicted model, not a curated record. The coding region runs from base 609 to 2912 and encodes 767 amino acids. Gene Ontology annotation, molecular function: oligopeptide transmembrane transporter activity. Lineage: Eukaryota; Fungi; Ascomycota; Dothideomycetes; Mycosphaerellales; Mycosphaerellaceae.
GCCGAGUACGAACCAUCCUUUGAAACCUAGGUACAUUUUGAGUUGCAAAGCUAUCUGCCACCCCGGCUGUUUCUAGCGAACGAAGCGUUCGCAACAGAUACCAUUGGCCAACGGGCUGUAAGCCAUUGUCAGCUAUCGCUAGACGGCAGUUAACAUCAUGGCUGUCCUGUUCUCUGUCGACCGAUCAGAUCAUCGCGUGAAGCUGGGAGUGGAAAUAGUCUCAAUGCCCUGCAUUCCAGCAGAAGAACCAGCCACGGUUUGUUCUCGCGGCCAUAGGACUAUUUGCGUUCGGGACUCCGAGCUUACUUUAUCAGUGAAGCCAGCAUCCCCGUCCACGUGGUCAGUAGCCUAUCGCCUUCCUGGCUGCUGCUAUCGUGUCCAACACAGAGCUGUUGGUCGAGUUACAGCGGCUGUUUCCUCCAGUCGUACGCACCUUUUCCACGGGUAGGGUUCUAGCUAGACCUACAAUGCUACAUCUUUGAAAACCUGGUCUAGGUUACAUGAGACUGGCUAUGAGCUAGAUAAGGUCUCGCAACCGCACCUCCUUCACUCGACACGUUUGGGCUCGUGCAUCUUUUGCACUCUCUUUCCUCGCGCAGCGACUCGACAUGGCGUCUAUCGACGAGAAAUCUGGCGUCGUCGAAGCCAGAGAGCUUUCAGAUGAGAAGAAAGAGAGCACUGAUAGUGGAUCGUCAGAACUAUUCGACGAGCCCUACGUUCCCGACGACAGUGAUGAGUUCAUUGAUCCUCGCCUCAAAGACUACCCCAUUCCGCUUGUGGCAAAGACCGUGGACUUGCACAAUGACCCUACCGAACCAAUCUUAACCUUCCGCUUUUGGUUUCUCAGCACAUUUUGGGUCAUCAUUGGCUGUGCCAUCUCGACUUUCUACUUCUUCAAGCCAUACGAUAUGGCAUUGAGCUCUUACACGAUUCAGCUUCUCGCAUGGGGCAUGGGCGAUGCUAUGGCUCGAUGGCUACCGAAGCGAACGUACACUACCUUUGGCUAUCAGUGGUCCCUCAAUCCCGGGCCUUGGAAUGCGAAAGAGCACGCGCUCAUCGUUGUGGCUUACUGGGGCUCCUGCUAUACCGCGUAUGGACUAGGACCUUUGAGCGCGCUUCAAAUAUAUUAUGGGCACAAGAUCUCGACUGGCUGGAGCAUCAUAUUCCUCCUAUCUACGCAGUUGAUAGGGUAUGGCUUCGCGGGUCUCUUCCGCGAUAUCUUAGUGCGACCGCCGAGACUGUACUACCCAGGCGUACUGCCGAAUGUUGCGUUGUUCAAUGCAAUGCAUCGCAAUCCGACCGUCACAAAGAAAUCCAUCAAGUUCUUCGUAUGGAUUGCUACAGCUGCCUUUGUGUAUCACUGGCUGCCAGAGCUGAUGUGGCCGGUACUUGCUUCUCUACCCAUCAUCUGCUAUAUGGGCCACGGCAAUCCCAUAGCUUAUGUCUUGGGCUCUGGUAACAAAGGAUUUGGUUUCCUCACGCUCAGUCUUGACUGGAAUUACCUCAACACAAGCGCGCUUGGCGGUCCUAUGUACACCCCUCUCUGGUCAUAUAUGACGCAGUCCGCAGGCGUCAUUUUCGUGUGCUGGCUCUUGUAUCCAAUCCUCUACUACACGAAGACGCUCGAUGCACAGACCUUCGCUGCGAUGUCGUCGGACACUUUUGACAAGAAUGGAUCUACGUACAACAUCAGCAGAGUGAUGACCCCACAAUACACCUUGGAUCAAGCAGGCAUGGACGCGUACUCGAGACCUUAUUGGGGUGUAUCCUACGUCUUCUCCUUCUUUUGGGGAUUCGCAUCGAGCACCGGUGCAAUGCUUUAUGCUGCGCUAUGGUAUGGCUCCUACGUCUGGGCUGCAGCCAAGAAGCCUUUCCAGAAGGGAGACACCCGUGAGGACUACAACGAUCCAUACGUCAAGCUCAUGUCAUUUGACCCACGAGUGCCUCACUGGUGGUACGGCGUUAUGCUUGCCAUCUGCGUUGCUCUCUCCCUCGGCACCAUUUACGGAGCUGGCCUGCAGCUGUCUUGGUGGGGCUUCCUCCUCAUGGCACUCAUCGCCUGGAUCUUCACUUUCCCUAAUGGCAUCCUCUGGGGCGUUGCGAAUCAGCAGAUCGGAAUGUCCUACCUGUCUGAGGUGAUUGCCGGGAGUCUGUUUCCGGGACAGCCCAUAUCUGUACUCACCAGCAUGACAUAUGCUCGUCAGAUACUCGAGCAGAACCUGAACCUCAUUUCAGAUUACAAGUUUGGCUUCUAUAUGAAGAUUCCCGAGAAGGAGAUGUUCAUUGGCCAAGUCUGGGGUACCGUACUGGGUCCUUUCGUCAACGUCGUUUUGAUGCAAGUCGUGAUCGAUAAAAUUGGCAUUCCGACGCUCAAAGGCGACAUUCCUUCGGUCAAUUGGCUGGCUGUAACCUCGAGGAGCUUCUACUCGAUCUCUGUUCUCUGGGGAGUCAUUGGACCUAAAGUGUUUUUCGGAAGUGGAUCGCCAUACCACUUUGUAUACUACGGCUUUAUCUUAGGACCCGCAGUUGUCCUCAUUGUCUGGCUUAUACAGAAAUGGAAACCCAACUGGAACAGCGAAAUCUACUGCAACCCAAGUCUAUUCUUUUACGGUGCCUGCAGGUUUCCAAAUUCUCCGAUGACCAACUUCUUCCCCGGAUUCCUUGUGUCGUUGACAUUUAUGGGUGCCCUCUACCGAUGGCGACCAGCCUGGUGGCGCAAGUACAACUAUCUUCUUGGCACAGGAUUGGAUUGCGGCACCCAGGUGAUGCAAACCGUUCUGAUCUUUGUCGUCAAUCUUCCUGGUCUGAGCUUUCCAACUUGGUGGGGAAACAACCCCAACGUCGUGGAUCUCUGCUUCCCACCGAAUAGUAAAUUGCCCCCGGCUAUGCAAAUCAUCCCAGACUCUUCUUGAGGAAGACGCUUGGGGCUGGGGAGAGGAGAAGAUGGGAAGGAAACAUGGAGAGGCGUAACAUUUGCCCUUUGAUCUCACACCGUCUCGUCGACAUAUCGGAGAGGAACUGCGAGCCUGGAAAUGUCGCACUAUAGCUGACUGAUAGAUGAUGACCCAACUUGAGUAACGAUGCUUGAUCGGAAUAGUUGGUACUUCAAUGAUUUUACCUGUUUU